GUUUCUUUCAUGGCGUUCUCUUUCCUUCUCUUUCUGAUGACUAUUAACAAAGUAUCUUAUUGUAAUUCAUUGAAUAAAUGCCUCAUCGUACGAAAAUUAAACAACAUUAGUAUCGCGAGCUAAAUUUAGAUCGUGAAAGAAUUUAUUAUUGACAUGGAAGAUAAAGGAUUAGACAUGUGCGAAAGUAUAUGGAAUUAUGAAGCAAUACAGCGUUUUUUGUCAUUGCUACAACAAACACAGCUCUAUUGUAUUGAUAAUGAAUGUUUCACUGCUGAUCACCUUCCCGGACCGAACAGCAAUCAAUUAAAUCGUGAUUAUCUUUUUCUUGGCAUUGCUUUACUUGCAAUUAUACUUCUUUAUUUCUUCAAAUCAAAUUUUCGACAUCAGGACUUAAAAAAGAAUUGGAAAAAUAAUACUAAUUUAUUGAUUUUCAAAAAAGGACCGAAAGAUGAUCCACCUACACCACCAUCUUCUAUGAAUUAAAAACAAACCAUUCAAUGUAAUAUAUAAUAAUAAUAAUAAACGACAGAUUAAAAUUAACUGUAACUUUUGUUAGAAAAAUAAAAAAAA
Chelonus insularis is the source of this 570-nucleotide messenger RNA. RefSeq lists its product as uncharacterized. Bases 154 to 483 code for a protein of 109 amino acids. The record is from RefSeq and is a predicted model, not a curated record. The transcript has 5 exons. Lineage: Eukaryota; Metazoa; Arthropoda; Insecta; Hymenoptera; Braconidae. Gene Ontology annotation, cellular component: endoplasmic reticulum.